AUGAAGGGCGAAAGAGCAAGAAUUACAUGGCUCGUAUCAACUCAAGGGAGAAUAACUUCUUUUGGAGGCGACAGCCGUGGUAGCAUUGACUAUCGGCAACAACGAGCUUACGCCAAUGUAGUCUUUUAUAUUCGCGUCAUAUCAUUCCCGAGCCAGCCCGCGGCGCCCGGGCCUGGCUGGCUGCUUCCCGCCUCAGCCGCUGCGCCGGCUCCCGCCGCCGCCGACACCGUCCAGGCGGGCGCGGCGGAACGCGAGGUCCUUCGGCCCAGCCCGGUCCGGUGCGGCCCGGAUCCGUGGCACGGGAGGACCCCUAUAGUGGACCAUGAGUCGGUAAUGCCCACUGAGGACUUCUGGGAGCCAUGUCAGACGAAUCCGCCUCAGGGAGCGAUCCAGACCUGGACCCGGACGUGGAGCUGGAGGAUGCGGAAGAGGAGGAGGAGGAGGAGGAGGUGGCAGUGGAGGAGCAUGACAGGGAUGACGAGGAAGACCUGCUGGAUGACCCAUCCCUGGAAGGCAUGUGUGGCACUGAGCAUGCCCAGUUGGGGGAAGAUGGGCAGCGGCCGCCGCGGUGCACUUCAACUACCUCAUCUCAGUCUGAGCCUUCAGAGCAGCUUAGGCACCAAGGCAAGAUCCUAGCAUCCGAAGACCCCAAAAAGAAGAGAGCUCAGAAGCCCUCUCAUAUGAGAAGAAA
Molecule: messenger RNA, 691 nt
Organism: Peromyscus eremicus (cactus mouse)
Lineage: Eukaryota; Metazoa; Chordata; Mammalia; Rodentia; Cricetidae
Exons: 4
Coding region: 1-636 (211 amino acids)
Source: RefSeq, a predicted model, not a curated record